UCUGGUUGCGAACGGUCGGGUUUUGUCUUAGUUCCGCCGCGGAAGCUAAUCCGGAAAAGGGCACACAUUCUCACUUGAUGUCGGCAGGUGCUCUUGGUCGCGUUCCCGUGUUCGAUUCAGAUUCAUAUUUCGAGCUGUAGUGGAGGGACGAUUUAAAUAAUUUGUUGCUGAUUUGUGUCCGUCUGCUCGGGGAAGACGAAAGGUCGGCUCGGCAUAUGCGGUUCCGAAGAGUUUAUGCUAUGAUCCGCGGUGAAUGGUAAAGUGAGGGGUCGUGAAGCAGAAAUUUUUCAGUUAAGCUGAGAGUCUAACCGAGAAACAACAAGCCAGCUGAAAGCAGAAAUAAUCGUUCCGCUUGGAGGCAAAUGCUCAACGUUGGAUCAUCUUACGUUUGCUUCAUUUUCGCAGUGUGGACAUAUAAAUAAAUCUUAUACAGAAAUACUCCGCACCAGUUCAUCGACAGUAAUAAACGGACGCGCCUUUCGUAGAAUCCAGAAGCUACAAUCAUGGUAGCCAUGAAUCAAAACUACAUGGUCCUGAUAUGGUACCUCAUCAUAGUGAUCGUGCUGAUAUACCUGUUUGCAUUUUCACAGUGACGUCGUAAAUUACGUCACGUCGAAAAUAUUAUGUCUUACCUAGACAAUGUAUCGUAGUUAAGUAGAAGUUUAAGUAGAUAGAGUCAAGAAUAAUUGAUAGAAAUGUAAAUUCGAUUGUCGAAUCUCGCAUAAACACAUUCACACCCUCACAGACUUGCACAUUCACAAAGGCACAUUGAUGAUUGUACAAUAACUAUACAGUUAUUAGAAAUGAUAUUGGGAUUGUUCAUAAGACAGCACCCUAACUUUGUAUACUCUAUCGAGAUGAAGCGUGUAGGAAAGCUAUCACACUUAUCUUGCUGCACCUGCUUCUAGCGGCUCAGAAUAGCUGCAACAUUCCCAAUAAGAUAAACGAGAAAAGACACAACACUCACUAUUAGUUACACAUGCCCAAGUAUCACCAGCUUCCCAUUUACCAGUCGUAGAUCUCCCCCUAAGAUGAGCCAAUUUGUGCAGCCAGCUUGAAGCGAUUAUCAUUUGUAAGACCUUGUAAUCUAGCGUACAGCAAUUAACUUAAAAUUAAACAAAUAUCGCGUCUUCGAGUUAAAGAUGCACCAGAUCCAGAAAUCGAAAAAGCACCAACACGAGCAGUGAGAACACGAGCACAAGGAAAAACUCGCAACCAUAACGAAAGCAAUAUUCACAUAAUUAAUAAUUUUAAUCUAUAUAAAUAAACAACCGAACACCGUCGAAGAAGGCAAGCAAUAGAAACAAAUGUACCCAUCGUCGUCAUCCGUAAACGUCACCGUGUCAACGUUUUGCCCCGAAGAUGACAUUUUCGGACAGCGGCAAUUUACUAUUUGACGAUCCCCUAUAGCUAGUGUUGGUGGUCCCAUUCGGAUUCGGGGAUGCUGGAGAAUCGUCCACCGUCCACCCAGUUGAACCGAUGCCAGUUGCAGGGAAGUCGUCUAGUCGAGCACACCACCGUUGACGACGCAGCCAAGACGGACUGUGUAAAAGUGUACUGCACUCGCCGAAGGACGCCUACUCGCCACGAUAUUUGGGACAGUACACAAUUGCAAAAAUGGCUCCGGCCAUUGGCCAACGGAAGUGACAUCGAAAGUAUUUGACCACAUCACGCUGCAAUCAAAAGACUCAUGGAGCUGCCCCAGUCGCAGUUUACCGUGCAGGCACAGUACUCCUUCAAGGGGUCCAACAAUGACGAGCUAUGCUUCAAGAAGGGCGACAUCAUCACACUUACCCAGCGCGAGGAUGGUGGCUGGUGGGAGGGAACGCUGGGCGACAAAACGGGCUGGUUCCCGAGCAAUUAUGUUAACGAGUAUGCCGGCCCACUGCCACUAUCGGAAACAAUACGACCGCCGGAGGAGAUCCAAGCAUUUCGAUCGGUAGUGUUUCGUGACCUGCUCGAAAGUGAAAAGGCACAUGUGGCUGAACUACGUGGCUUGGUGGAAAAUUUUCUAGAACCACUAGAAAGUAGUCAAAUUCUCACAACCGACGAAUAUACACAAAUGAUGUGUAACUUUGUUGAAAUAGUGGAAAUGCACGAAGAGUUUUACCAGAAUCUGGAAGAUUCAAACGAUCGCGUUGGAAAAGUGUUCCUGACAAAAGCGCCAACUAUGAAAAAAAUUCAUCAGUGCUACUGUGCUGCUCAUCCAAGGGCCAUUGUAAUAGUUGAUAAGUAUCGCGAUGAGUUGAACGCCUUCAUGGAAAAGCAGGGAGCUGCAAAACCUGGUCUAUUAGUUCUAACGACCGGAUUAUCAAAACCAUUUCGACGACUGGAUAAAUAUUCAGCCAUUCUUCAAGAACUUGAAAGGCACAUGGAAAGUUGUCACGCUGAUCGAGGAGACACACAACGUAGUAUAGCAGUCUACAAAGAUAUUGCCUCUUCCUGCUCGGCCACCCGAAGGCAGAAAGAGCUAGAACUGCAAAUCCUAACCGGUCCCAUUCGUGGCUGGCAAGGACAAGAAUUGAGUUCGUUGGGUGAUAUUUUGCACAUGGGCAGUGUGGCUGUUGGCCCUGAGCAUAAGGAUCGGUAUUUUGUUAUGUUCUCGCAAACGUUGCUCAUUUUGAGCGUCAGCCAACGGAUGAGUGCAUUCAAGUACGAGGGAAAGCUUCCCUUAACCGGUAUUAGUGUGAACCGUUUGGAAGACACGGAUCAAAUCAAAAAUGCAUUUGAGAUCACAGGAUCGUUGAUCGAUCGAAUUGUGGCGGUCUGUCAGGGGCCAAAUGAAGCGAACAAAUGGGUUGAUCUUCUCAACUCGAAAGUCAAUCCGACGAUGGAAGGACAGCAGCCUGUGAAGGAUUUGAAAAGGAUCGUAAGCAGUUCGGCAGUGAAUAUUCCGCAGCCACCACCCCACGGUAAAGAAACGCUCGACGCACGUGGCUACAGCACCCGCGUCUCCGUAUGUGCAUACAGUCAGAUCGGUUAUCAACCGACGUUUCCACCGAACUCCUAUCCACCGACGGCUCCGUAUGCUGCUCUGACGUCCUUCUUUCGGCACCUGUUCAAAAACGGUGGAUUGUCACGAUACGUAGUGCAGGCGUUGCUUUAUCCCCAAAUUACGCAGGUUGUCGAUACUAACGGUGUUGUGUUACGUCGAAAACAUCGUACUACCGUCCGGAUGUAUCGAAGGGAUCGGGACCGGGAGACGGAAAACGAACUGGGGCAAAGCAAUGAUGAUGAUGAUGAUGAUGAUAGUAACGGUGGUUCGUGUACAUCUUCGUGUUCUGCUAAUUCAAAAACUUUGGAGCGACAAAAUGCGGUUGAUCACGGAGAUGAAGACCCGUAUGAAACGAUUACGUUUUUUACCGGCAGGAAAAAUGAUAGUACCACUAGGGAAAGUACCAUCUAUGAAAGUUACAUCGAUCAUACGAAGGCAGAUGAUGGAGAUGAGUCAUUUUUCUUCAUCCCUAACGAACCAGCAAGCGAGGAGAGAAAGAGUACCGAGAGUCAUGGGUCAUACUUUAUUGGCUCGACGCCGAUUCCUUGUUUGAAGUUGAAUGAUUGUGAAAUGGUUGGAGGCGAUGGGGGUGAUGGAAAUGGUGGUGUUGAUUCAGUUCAUACCAGCACCGCACGACUGCAUCUCGGAGAGAUCAAGCAGCAGUGUUCGGAACAGUCUCAAGUAUCUAGUUUUGAACAUAGAAUAGGACAUGGCCGUAUGGCGUGUGAGGAUUUGUUGAAUUUAGAUGAUUCCAUGAGGAUAAAAAAUUCGCUUCAACAGAAACCAAUAAUCGAGGAAAGGCACAGCAUGCCUACCUAUUUCGUGGGAAAUCGGUUUGCUAGUUCUUCGAUGACUGAGAUAUAUAUCCCCUCGUGGAAGGAUCGACAGGAGGUUCAACAGCAGCAGCAAAAAACAGUGACAACAUCGUCCGCCGACCGCUCUAGUGUACAUUCCAGUUCGCUCGAAAUUCCAGCUUCAGAAAUUGCUGUUUCCGUGCCGGAUCACGUAUCAGCUGAAUUAUUGUAUAACUUCUACAGUUCUUCGUCCGGAUCCUCAUCGCUGACAUCGGGAAAAAUCUUCACACCUCCGCCUGAAUUUUGCAACAAUGGCCCAUCGAUAAGAUGUUUGUCCCGCGAAGUGACACCAUUCCGUAAGCAUUCAAUAAAUUCUGAUAAAAAACUUCUGCUAAACCAAAAUCAUCUCAGAAAGGGCGAGAAUGAGGAUCCAAUUGGUCCAUCCAGCAGGCGGUGUGUAAGCUACCAGUAUGUUAAUAUUGGAGGUGGGCAUCGAUCGAGCGAAAUCAGUAAUAGCUACAGUAGCAAAGAAGAAGACGAAGGAAACAAAUCGACCACUUAUCGGCUGAAGCAAAGCAAUCAGCAGAAAUCAGAACAGACUCAUGCUAAGUGUCGCUUCUGCAGUACCAGUUCCGGUUCCCGUUGCCAUAGUCCUCGAUCGAGCGAUUCAGGUAUGGCCGGUAGUCUUACCAUAUCCUCACCCGAUCCUCCUAAAUUAUCAGGCGAUUUUCUCCUUUAUGAUUCAGAAAACCUCGAUCACCGAACCGCCCUUGCCGGUAGUAAUAAUAUCGAUCAUGAAGCUUGUGCGCAUAGAACCAGUCGGCUACGACACUCGCGCUCAAGCCACAAUAUUGGCCGUUUCGCAUUGCACAGAGAUAGUGUAUUCAAUUUCACCGACAGUGGACAGUAUGAUCAUAGUCAUCCAUUUCACGAGGAUCCUCACCGGAAUAAUACCCUAAAGAGCGAGGAUUCCGAGAUGGACCCGUCAAAAUUUGUGCGAAGUCGUAGCGAGCAACGGCACUCAAGCGACGACGAUGAGAUCCCCGCAAAGGAGUACUGCGGCCGAAGUCGUAUAGUGGUGAAUUUGCACGGAUAUCGUAACACAUUCGAGCCGGAAGGAAGAACAAAGGAACAACGGGAGGAGGGAACGAUAUACAAGACUGGACUGUAUGCACAUUGGUGGAAGAAGGAAAAGUUGCCCAUAUUUGUCGUUAGCCACGAUAAGCAAGGCGCGGCGGAAGAGAGCGAUAUCACUGAUGCUACUCGCAGCAAUUGCAAUAAUUUUGGUGCAGCAAUACGGGGCUCAGAUGUCCCCACCGACUUCCGGCAGCAGUCAUCCGUCCCGAUGCAGUUCCAUCACACAGCACAUGUCGCAACACAAACGCAGUCAAUCGUUCAAUCAUCACCUGAGCUACAACCAGGUUCAGCAUCACCAGCAAUCACAGAAGCAACUGUUGUCCAAUUAUGCCAACCGGGCCAGCGAACAAAGCCCGCAACCGGUGCCAAACCUAAAAGGUAUCAAGGAAAAAGCUAAUUGGAGGAUCACUAAUCUCCGCCCUGCCGCACCUCUUCGACCGGCUCUUCUGAACGCUGGUGGAGGAGGGAUAGGUGGAGGGGGAAGUAUUGGCACCGGCAGUGGUAUCACCGGAUCCGGCAGUGUUCAUCAC
Topomyia yanbarensis is the source of this 5456-nucleotide messenger RNA. RefSeq names its product rho guanine nucleotide exchange factor 7 (gene RtGEF). Gene Ontology annotation, molecular function: guanyl-nucleotide exchange factor activity; protein binding. The record is from RefSeq and is a predicted model, not a curated record. NCBI's taxonomy places the organism in Eukaryota, Metazoa, Arthropoda, Insecta, Diptera, Culicidae. The transcript has 8 exons. The coding region runs from base 1691 to 5323 and encodes 1210 amino acids.